ACAGGAAACUACAGCUGGCAACGGACGCGCGAUUACUGUCGCGAUACAAAUAUAAGUAGCGACAUAUGCCAUUAAGUUACCCUCAGAGAUUACUGUAGGCUACAGCCAGGAAUACUGUUGUUUGAGGAUUUCCGUUGAUGUUUAUCGGAAGCGAAGAAUAAGAAUUGGCAACUGCCAUGAGCAGGCAUCUCAAAAGGAAAUUUAAGGACAGCGAUGAGGACCAGAGCUACUCCUCUUCCUCCUCACCUUCCUCAUCAUCAUCCUCUCCCAGUGUCUCCAAAUGGGACUCGGAGGAGGAGAACUACCAGGGUGAAUCCCCAGACUGGAGUCCCAUUUACCCACCACCUCAUGCCAAGCUCUCCUAUUCCUCAAUUCUGAAGAGGACCAAGACGGCCAGGACGAAGGGCAACGUGCGCUUUGACUCGGUGACCGUGUUCCUCUUCCAGAGGUGCCAGGGCUUCACCAGCGUGCCCAGCCAUGGCGGCUGCAGUCUGGGCAUGGUGAGGCGCCACUCGUCGUGCCAGCGCUACAGCCUGGCAGAGCACCGGGCAGAGCAGAGACGCCAGCGCCGGCAGAAGCUCCAAGACAGGCUGAGGGAGGAGAGGCUGGAGGCCCUCAAGCAGACGCUGCUGAGCAAUGGAACUCUAACAACGGAGGAUGCAGAGAGACUGACAGUGGAGGACGUUACAGAGGAGGAGCUGGCUCCAAAAUGUGUUGAAGUGGAGGAGGAGGAGGGCGAUGACGACGAUGAAGAGGAAGGCUAUUUGCCACACUCGUACUCCUCUAAGCAGAGGCGGAGGCUGCUGCAGCGCGCUGGCGUGCUCCGCAUCGAGCGCGAGGAGAAGCGGCAGCUGCAAGAGCUGCGGCGCUGGCGAGAGGACUGCGGCUGCCACUGCCAGGGCUUCUGCGAGCCGCUCACCUGCGCCUGCAGCCUGGCGGGCAUCAAGUGCCAGAUGGACCGCUCCAGCUUCCCCUGUGGCUGCACCAAGGACAGCUGUGGGAACCCUGCUGGUCGCAUCGAGUUCAACGCCGGCCGGGUGCAGACACACUACAUCCACACACUCAUGAAGCUGGAGCUGGAGAGACGACUGCUGGGGGGUGCGCUCCAGGGGAGGGGUCAGACUGAGGAGGAAGAGGAGGAGGAGGAGCAGGAGGGAAAGCCUGGGUCUCAGGACUGGUGCAGAGGCUCUUUUGAUGACACACUGUCGUCGUUAGAAAGCUGCGCAGCCCCGUACUCGGCUCCUCUCUAUCCUGCCCCUGCUUUCCUAUUUGGUGCCGAGCUGACCGCCGAGGGAGAGAGCAGCUGCAGCAGCGACAUGACGGACUCCUCCUCCUGCUCCUCCAUCCAGAGUAAGGACACGGACAGCGACCCCGGCCCCCAGUUCUGUCCCCCUGGUCAAGGCACAGGUGACAGAGGCCUAGCUCAUGUCCUGAGCUUUGGAGAGUCCGACGAGGAGUUCUCAUUCAGCAGUGACGACAGUGACUGCUGUCUGCCUGCUCAGACUCAGCUGAAAGGGGUUGCUGGUUUUGGCAGCUUGUCCAUGUCAGUGUUCCUGGAUGAAAACGCUAAUCAAACCGAUGCCAUGUUUCCUUGUGAUGUGUUUCCUGAUGCCCCUAACACUCCCUCGCCAUCUAUUGAUGAGACGUCACACAGCUACAUGGACCUCAGUCUGUCCUCAGACUCUGAUCUGGACUUUUUCGACAGUCUGCAUGACUACCACCCAAGUCCAGUACACAGCCAUCUCAAGGAGCACAGCUAUCUCAAUGACAACUUUUUUUGCUUGGCCAAUGGCCCUAGCGUGCCCCAGGGGGAAGAUCUAGGUACUCAACUUCUAGAGUCUCUAAUAGGAGUUGCAUAGUCUCAGCGGAUAGCUGUAGCUUGUGGCUAUAUCGAGCAACUAACUAUCCAUAAAGAGCAGUCAAUAUUUAUAGCAGAGAGUGUAUUAUCCCUUAAUGUAUUAUGUACAUAAUCAUAUAUUAUAUUAAUAUAUUAUAUUAUAUUAAGGUGCUCAGUAUGUUUAAAGGAUAUUCCUUCAUUUUUCAAAAUAAAAGGAUGUUUUAAUCCUGUCUUGUUGUAACAUUAGCACCAAUGUAUAGGCCUACUGAUUACUACACAUCAAGACAGUUCUAGUCUUUAUUGGUAUACCUUCCUAAUUCUCUAGUGGCAGGAUAGUAUCGCACUGGAAGUUGGAAUGGAUGGAACAUUUAGUUGAGUUUUGGUUCUCAGUUUUAAUGAUGCACUGGCUGAAACUCAGGGACUUAUGCCAUUUCACACCUUAUUGUUAUGCAUGUGACAGACAUGACCAUCAAUGUGUUCAGUACUUGAGUCGACAUUUAUGGUACAUCAGUUGUAGUUACACAUUCUUCCUCUAAAGUUCAGGUAGACAGUAAUGGAAAAUAGGCCCAGACAUUUUCAGUUGUGAGGUCUAUGUCUAUGUUAAGGCUCCUAUCUAUGUUGUGAGAUAGGAGCAGCUCAGGCAGAGAGUCGGGGCUGAGAGCCAAAUUGCGCAAGUAAGCCCCAAAAGUGAUCACUGGGACAGGAUGAGCCCUGGCCCUGGCGCAAGUAAGCCCCAAAAGUGAUCACUGGGACAGGGUGAGCCCUGGCUCAUCUUCAUUCUCAUGCCUUCGCCGCAACAGUGGGAAGCCCGCUAAUUAGUGUACCUUAUUUUGCCAUUUCACUCUAUGUUAUCUUUAUUAUGCUCUUAUUACAUAGGCUGAGCUUUUCAUUGCCAUAUUUUGUGUGCAUUGCAUAUAUUUAUGAAAUUAUACUGGAAAUUAAAUGACUUACUAUUGUAUCCAGUAUGCCUUAUUUAAUGUUAUGCAUCAAUGUGAAUUAUUUUUACUUUGCUGCCUGUGUAUGUAUGUUUUUUUGUAAAAAAAAAAAA
Sardina pilchardus (European sardine) is the source of this 2885-nucleotide messenger RNA. Its product is annotated as cysteine/serine-rich nuclear protein 1-like. Gene Ontology annotation, biological process: regulation of transcription by RNA polymerase II. Gene Ontology annotation, cellular component: nucleus. The transcript has 5 exons. Lineage: Eukaryota; Metazoa; Chordata; Actinopteri; Clupeiformes; Clupeidae. Bases 177 to 1859 code for a protein of 560 amino acids. Gene Ontology annotation, molecular function: sequence-specific DNA binding; DNA-binding transcription factor activity, RNA polymerase II-specific. The record is from RefSeq and is a predicted model, not a curated record.